This is a messenger RNA of Rhipicephalus microplus (southern cattle tick), 2496 nucleotides long. It is a transcript of the gene ZnT86D, whose product is annotated as solute carrier family 30 member 7. Gene Ontology annotation, molecular function: zinc ion transmembrane transporter activity. NCBI's taxonomy places the organism in Eukaryota, Metazoa, Arthropoda, Arachnida, Ixodida, Ixodidae. Gene Ontology annotation, cellular component: Golgi apparatus; cytoplasmic vesicle; membrane. The record is from RefSeq and is a predicted model, not a curated record. Gene Ontology annotation, biological process: intracellular zinc ion homeostasis; zinc ion import into Golgi lumen.
GUGCCUAGUCAGCUCCAGCGAAAGACGACGGCAGCCGUCGUUGUUCGUCGUCGGGAUGUCCUGCUGUCCAUUCAGCGAGCACUGAGGGAGGCAACGAGCGAAAUCCCGCACUCGUCGGUCGAGGAAAACUAGCAACGACGGCGACCCUCGUGAGCGGACAGACCCGAUGUUGCCUCUACAUGCGGACGACAAAGAGUUCAGAGCACGGCGCGGACUACGUUUCAAGGAACGGCUCCAAGGAUGGUUCAGGUUGAUCUUCUCUGACAAGGCAUCACGCAAUCUCUUCCUCUUCCUCAUCCUCAACUUGUCAUUUGCAUUUGUCGAGCUCUUGUACGGAGUAUGGACCAACAGCCUGGGCCUGAUCUCAGAUUCAUUCCACAUGUUCUUCGAUUGCACGGCAUUGCUCGCUGGCCUUGCUGCUUCAGUCAUCACAAAGUGGCGAGCCAAUGAAAGGUUCUCUUAUGGGUACGUGCGUGCAGAAGUUCUUGCAGGAUUUGUCAAUGGCCUCUUCCUGCUCUUCAUUGCAUUCUUCAUCUUCUCCGAGGCUGUUGAGAGAGCCAUUGAACCACCUGAGGUGAAACAUGAGCGCCUCUUCAUCGUUUCCGUGCUGGGUUUCCUCGUCAACCUGGUCGGCAUCUUCGCAUUCCAACACGGACAUUCCCAUGGGGGUGAGGGUCACGGGCAUUCCCACAGCCAUGGCCAUAGCCACGGGCCCAGCCACAGCCACAGCCAUGAACACAGCCACAAUCAUGCGCAUGGCGAUGCACACUCGCAUGGAAAUGGGCAUGGGCAUUCGCAUGGAUUUGGUCUCGAGCCCAACUGCGACAGCGAAAAAGCACCACCGGCUGCCAGGAGCCAAAUUAUGCAGGGUGUGUUCUUGCACAUCCUGGCCGACACCCUGGGCAGCGUCGGCGUCAUUGUGUCGGCCAUCCUGAUGGGCCAAUUUGGCUGGCUCGUGGCCGACCCUAUCUGCUCCAUGUUCAUCGCCACCCUCAUUGGUGUCAGCGUGCUGCCUCUUCUACGGGAUUCUAUCUAUGUGCUGAUGCAGCGGACACCCAAGGAACUGGACACAGCGCUGCCAACUUGUUACCAGAGGGUGAUGCAGCUGGAAGGCGUGUACAGUGUGCAGGAGCCCCACUUCUGGACAUUGUGCAGCGACGUCUACAUUGGCACCCUCAAGCUGGAAGUGGCCAAAGGUGCUGACGUGAGCUACCUGCUCAGCUGCACGCACAGCAUAUUCACACAGGCCGGUGUCAAGCAGUUGUAUGUACAGAUUGAUUAUGCACCAAUGUGAUCUGAACACGCCACGACGACCAGUGAAACCCGUCUUCCUUGUGCAUUGACUGCUGAAUGAUGUUGCACGAAGAAUGACCAAGGCAUUGUGGCUGAGAGGAACGGCUCUACUGAACGACAACCCGGCUGACUGAAAAUCUUAUCACGAGCAUUCGAUAUGAGCGUGACCAGUGGUUGUGAUGUUGAAUACCCUGUGCACGUCUUGGGUUUGUUGGUGAUGAGCGAGGAUAGUCUGUUGUAAAGCUAUGCCUUUUUCUUUAACCCUUUUAUAACUUUUUAUAAUAUACCCGGUUUUGUAAGUUCACUGCGCUUUCACUUUACUUGAUUAUAGUAUCUUGCCUUUAUGUGCACAGUGGUUUCUGCAUGACAGUAAUGUGAGGCAACCUGAAGUCUUUCUAUGAGCACACCCAGUUUGCUUAAGAGCACUUAUUUGCCAGAAGACACCGACACAAAUGAUAUAUAAAAUGUUGGGUUCUGCCUUGAGUGAAACAUUCGUGACUUCACCCAAGAUCAAACGUUCAAAAUGGGGAAGAGUGCCAUGAAGCUCUGUUCUCUCCUGAGUAUUUUGCCUUGUGCCGCUCAAAAUUUUGCUCAAACCUGGCAGUUGGUUUUUUUUUUGAUGCACCUAUCAAAUUUUGUGCAUGUGCAUCAUUUCUUUAUUUGUUAUUGCUGGUAAGCCCGACAUGCAAGUCUCCCUGUAUGCCAAACAGCGAACUGGGAAAGCUAUGCCCUUGCGCAGUGUGUGCAGGCAGACAUGCUUCUUCAAGUACUAAGCGCGUGCGAAAGCAGUGUUCUUAAUGCUUCUGGUGAUUGCAUGGCUUAAUAAGACCUCGGUUCUCACGUCAAACAGUGCAAGCAAGCAGUGUAUCAUCAUUGCAUCACGGAGAAUGCACCCUUCCUCAUGCCAUAUCACUUGAUUGCAUUCAAAAACUGAGCAUUGUACAUACGGGAGGUGGUGAAGGGAUUUGGCACAUUAUCAUGGACUUUUGGCCAUUGACUGCAUUGUUGGCAUUGCUAUGAAUGUGUAUAUUCUGUUGUUGUGUAUUGUUUUCUGUAACUUUAUCGUGACUGUACAGCUUUCAACUGUGUGCGUGUGUGCGCUUUUGAGAAAAGAAGCUCGUGCCUACCAAACUAGUUGUUGCAGACCCGGUGAUGAUGAAUGGAAAAUGUAAACAAUGAAAUGAAACCUUGACUGAGAACCUA